AUGCAUGCCUCUCUGAGCUUCUCUGCUAAUCCCUUAGCCACCAACUGUGAAUCUCAAACUAAACGAAUUAGGGAAUUCUCCGCUAUUCUCGUUACCCCAUCACCCAAGAAGACAUCCUCUAGAGAAAUCACGAGGCCGGUUAUUUCAGUGCCGCUUCGUGAACCUAAACCCUCACUCACACCACCACCGCCGCCCACCCUAAACCCAUUUCAGAAACUAGCGGCUUCCCUAUUAGACAUCGUGGAGACAUCCCUCAUCGCAGAAUCCGAGAAGAAGAAUCCUCUCCCUAAGACAGUCGACCCUGCAAUCCAAAUCUCUGGCAAUUUCGCUCCUGUUCCAGAAACUCCGGUUCAGCACGAUUUGCAGGUAACCGGUCGUAUACCGGCCGAGCUUAAUGGAGUAUAUCUCCGUAAUGGAGCCAACCCCAUGCUCGCACCAUCCGGGGGCCACCACCUAUUCGACGGCGACGGCAUGAUUCACGCUGUCUCCUUAAACAGUAACACCAAUAGAGCUAGCUAUAGCAGCCGCUUCACCCGAACGAGACGACUCAUGCAGGAAUCGGCAUUUGGAAGGCAACUCUUUCCUAAGCCGAUUGGAGAAUUGCAUGGCCACACAGGAAUCGCAAGGCUUUUACUCUUUCAAGCACGUGCUAUGGUGGGUCUCGUCAAUGCCAGUCAAGGCAUCGGUGUCGCUAAUGCCGGUCUGGUUUACUUCAACGGUCACCUCCUCGCCAUGUCGGAGGACGACCUCCCUUACCAUGUCAGGAUCACAGCCGAUGGUGACCUCGAGACCGUUGGCCGGUUCGACUUUUCCGGUCAACUCGAGUCAUCCAUGAUAGCUCACCCUAAGAUGGACCCCUCAACGGGCGAGCUUUUCUCUUUAAGCUACGAUGUCAUGAAAAAGCCUUACCUCAAGUCCUUCAGAUUUGACAAAAAGGGAAGGAAGUCACACGAAGUUGCAAUCUCACUCGACCAACCCACAAUGAUCCACGACUUCGCCAUCACAGAGAACUCCAUAGUGAUCCCUGAUCAUCAGGUGGUUUUUAAGGUCACUGAGAUGAUAAAGGGUGGAUCCCCGGUUGUCUUCGACCAAACCAAGACCGCCCGGUUCGGGGUUCUACCCAAGAACGACACCGACGAGUCCAGAAUCCGUUGGAUCGACGUGCCCGAUUGCUUCUGCUUCCAUUUAUGGAACGCCUGGGAGGAAACUUCAGCCAACGGUGACAAUCUUGUCACCGUUAUCGGAUCAUGUAUGACUCCUGCUGAUUCAAUUUUCAACGAACACAACGAACGGCUACGUGCUGUUUUGUCAGAAAUCCGGUUGAACCUAACGACGGGCGAGUCGAGCCGCCAUGAAAUUGUUUCCGGGUUGAACCUAGAGGUUGGCCAAGUCAACAAGAGAUUUCUUGGGCGGAAGACGAGGUACGCUUACUUGGCCAUUGCAGAGCCCUGGCCCAAGUGCUCAGGAAUCGCGAAGGUGGACUUGGGCACUGGUGAGGUAACGAAAUUUGAGUUCGGUGAGGGAAGGUUCGGGGGCGAGCCAUGUUUCGUACCAGGACCGGUGAAGAAGAUGAAGGGUACGUGAUGAGUUACGUUAGGGACGAGAAAAGGGAAAGAUCAGAGCUGGUGGUAGUGAAUGCUUCGACCAUGAAACAAGAGGCCUCCGUGAGAUUACCUGCAAGGGUUCCGUAUGGGUUCCAUGGUACUUUUGUUGAUUCGGAGGAAC
Telopea speciosissima is the source of this 1725-nucleotide messenger RNA. Its product is annotated as 9-cis-epoxycarotenoid dioxygenase NCED5, chloroplastic-like. The record is from RefSeq and is a predicted model, not a curated record. Gene Ontology annotation, molecular function: carotenoid dioxygenase activity. Lineage: Eukaryota; Viridiplantae; Streptophyta; Magnoliopsida; Proteales; Proteaceae. Gene Ontology annotation, biological process: carotene catabolic process. Gene Ontology annotation, cellular component: chloroplast stroma. The transcript has 2 exons. The coding region runs from base 1 to 1584 and encodes 527 amino acids.